Messenger RNA from Gordionus sp. m RMFG-2023, 2825 nucleotides. RefSeq lists its product as uncharacterized. The record is from RefSeq and is a predicted model, not a curated record. Lineage: Eukaryota; Metazoa; Nematomorpha; Gordioida; Chordodea; Parachordodidae. The transcript has 7 exons. Gene Ontology annotation, biological process: calcium-ion regulated exocytosis; regulation of calcium ion-dependent exocytosis; cellular response to calcium ion. Bases 1155 to 2741 code for a protein of 528 amino acids. Gene Ontology annotation, molecular function: clathrin binding; calcium ion binding; SNARE binding. Gene Ontology annotation, cellular component: exocytic vesicle; plasma membrane.
AAUGCCUUAUCUAAUAAAUAUAAAAUUACGUUUAAUCGGCAUAUUAUUUCCUUUUUCAAGAUCUAAAAUCGUUUCGGAACAAAUUCAUAAUAUAUUCUUAAUUUUUGCAGCUACAUUUAGGCACCCAUCAAACCAGCAAUGAAAAACUUUCACCCAUAAGACAUCGGAGUUUUCUACUUGCUUUACCAGCUAACGUCAUGAAGAAAACAUCUAAUUUGGGAUAAAAAAUAAAAUAAUAUUAUUAAAAUAAGCUCUUCAUUUGGAAGGAAUCUUAUGUUUUUAAAUGUUAUUCAUUCUUCUAAUCUACACCUCUAAGUCGGCGACAUCAGUGACCACCCCAUCUAACCUUUAUAUCAUCGUAGCAUCUGUAGUAGUGAUAUGCGUUAUAUCUCUGUUUAUAUUGUAUUUGUUGAUUGUAGCCUUUGCGAAAUGUAGAAGAAAAAAGGGGAGUUAUGAUUCGAUUGAUAGCUUAGGAAAAAAAAAAAAAUAUCCAAUGAUUUCUGCUGGAAUUGCUAGUGAUAAAUCCUGGUUAAAUCGUAAUGGAAGGAAGAGGGCAAAAGGGGAUGAAUUAGAAUUUUCCAGUACUAAUAGUUCUCUGGAAGAUUUAGAAAAAAUUCCUUUAAAGGCGGAUUCGAAACUGAAAUUUAGCAAUAGUAAGUUAAAGGAAUGCUUGACUAAGCCCUUCGAGGCAUUAUGGAACAAAGGAAUUAAAGAAAAAAUCCAUAAUGAUGAAUCUUGUUUUAAGCGCAAAUAUCAAAGGGGAAGCUUUUUCAGGGGUUAUGCUCAAUUCACGAUUCAAAUGGAUGUUCCCAACUUAAUCCUCGAACUAGAAUCGAACCUGGAUAAAUGGCCUAAUACCGGUUUAUUUCUAAAUAUAACAGUUAGGAAAUGUUGGGAUAUAACAAAUCGUUUUUUUUCAAGUCCAAUGAAAACUGCUGUAUUAAUUUCUAUAGAAGACAAACUUAAACUCUACAAGCGCAACUCUUACGAUGAUCUAGAUGCUACGACUAAUGUUACAGAUGGAACCUUAUCAGUAACAAAUUCAACCAGUCAUAAAAAAAAGAUGGUUUCAUUCGCAGAAAUGCCGUCAUCGAGUCUUUCACCAUUUAACCUUGUUAGAAAAUGUUCACCCGCCAAAAUAUAGGUCAGACCUUAUGGCAAUCCUCAAAAGAGUCUACUAUGAGUCACAUGACCAUGUGCACGUAUCUUACGACCAUCCAACCAUAGAUCGGGAUCAAGGCAGCCAAUCAGAUGAAAUCAACACAUGUGGCAAAAAAGCGUCCCCAAAUCAAAUAUUUUCACGCCAUUUUUUCCUAACCAAUAUGCAUAAUUGUAAAAGUGAUAGUACACCUACUGUAUUUGACGAAUGCGUGGCUUAUCAUUUCCCAUUGAUGGAAAUAACUAAAGAUGUGAAUAAGGUAGCCAAUGCUCAAAAGAUGCUUAAUAUUUUGAAUUCAGCGGAUAAUGAUAUUAGGAACAGCCUAAAAGAUGAUGAAUUAUUGUGGAAAGAAGGUAGCGAAUGGCUAGAACAAACUGUUCAAGCCAGAUUGGAUCAUUGCGUGUUUAGGUUGAUCCUGUUUGCCAAAACCAAAAUAGGGGGACUUAACGAAAAUGGGGAGAUUAUCGUGAACUUAGGCCAACUGUUGAGUAAAAAUUUUAAGUACCCAUUGAAACUUAAAUGGACAUCGGUAGCGUCACCACAAAUGCGUAACGAUAGUAUUAAACAGGGUACAGGAAAAAUGGAUGCUAACGUUAAAGAUUGCAAAAUUAAUAUGAGUUCCGUUUUUACACCCGACCAGUUUAACAACCCAAUAACAUUAACUAAGAAGCUAAGUUCGCGCACCAAGCCAAAAGGUCAAAUUUUGAUAACUCUACGGUACUUACCAACAUCCGGACGUCUGCAAAUAAAUUUCGAUAAAAUUAGAAACAUUCGAUUCCCAUUCUUCGCGCAAAAUAUUCAAGGUUUAUAUAUCAAGGUGUCACUCUGCUUAGACCGCAAACUGGUAAACAUCAAGAAGACUCCAACUUAUCAUAUAAUCCCUCAAAUACUGAUGUACCAGGUGGUUAAGGAUGGAUCCAAGGAAAAAGUUUUAAACAGUGCCAAUAUUUCCAAUAGCCCUCCUUCGUCCAUAUCUAAUCGAAACAAAAAAAAUAUUUUUUUAAAAUCGGGUGACAAAGAUAAGGAAAAAAUGCAAAAUUCUAAAGAAUUUGGCAGCGAGGAAAUCGACGAUGAUAACUUGGUGGGAAUCUUGAGGACGGAUACAAAAUCAAGCCUAGACUGCGACGACCCAGAAAAUCACGAGGGAUCUACAGUUAACACCAAUAAAUACUUUCUCAUGCCCAAUUUUCAGUUUCGGGAAUACUCGUCAUCUUCAGAUAACGAAGAGGGCCUGGGAGACCAAGGCUACUCGAAUGGCCCGAUAUUGAAGGACUUCGCCUACCGUUCAGAGAUUGUUGAAAGCAAAGAUUUAACUAAAAAGAUUAAAAAGAAGGAAACCAUCAAUGAUGGUGUGCCUACACCUACCAUGCUUUUCUUGCUCAACCCGGAUGAACAGAGGCGCGCUACACUCUUCGCGUGCUUGGUAGCCCUAGAUCCUGAAAACAAGGUUCAACUUUUUAGGAAAUUUACGGUUGGUUCCGUUAUUCUAGGCCCAAAAGGUAAUACCACGAGUAGGGAACAUUGGGAAGAAAUAAUUAAAAAGCUUAGAGAUCCGGUUUCAAAAUGGCAUGACUUGAUUUGAAGGAUAGUGGAAGGGCAAAGUCUUCGAAGUGUUUAUGAAGGACUAAUUGAGACACUUUCUUAUCCUUUUGUGUUUAAUAACCAA